AUGGCAGCCGUCGGUGACUCUAAGCCAGAGGCAAAUCAAGCCACAACAAGUGAUAUUGACUUGCGCCCACACUGCAAAUAUGGAAGUAACUGUUAUCGAAAGAAUCCAGACCAUUUUCGACAGUAUCAGCACCCAAAAAGGAACCGUCCAGCAGCUGCAAAUCAAAAUGACGAGGCUGAGGAGGGCUGUGCUCCUGAGAAACGCCAGAAAAAUGAAGUUGAAACAGGGGAAUCACAAGAGAGCAAAAGUGAUAGUGAGACAACGGAAAAAACACUAGAAGAAGAAGAAGAAUCCAGUGACAAAGAGAAAGAAACAAAUGAUUUAAAAGAAAAACAACCUGAAGAAUUAAUUCCGCCACCAUCACCUGAAGACAUUAAAGAAAACAUUAAACAGAAAUUUUUGGUUGAAAUGCCUGAAGACUUCUAUGAACUUUGGGAAUUUUGUAAAUCCAAUAAACCCAAAGAUCCUUCAAGCAAUAAAUAUGAUGUGUUGCCAGAUUUUGAGGAAUAUUGGAAUUCAGUUGCUACAAUGAAAACAAUAUUCAAAAAUAAUGGAUCCUUCCACCUUCAUUUUAUUUUUAUUUUUUGUUUCUCUUACAAUUUUGUUUCUUUUUUUGUUUCUUUUUUCCAUUUUCGUUUCUUUUUUCCAUUUUCGUUUCUUUUUUCCAUUUUCGUUUCUUUUUUCCAUUUUCAUUUCUUUUUUCCAUUUUCAUUUCUUUUUUCCGUUUUUCUUUUUUCCGUUUUUCUUUUUUCUUUUUCCUUUUCCUGUUUCUCCUUUUUCCGUUUUUCUUUUUCCUUUUCUCCUUUUUCCGUUUUUCUUUUUCCUUUUCUCCUUUUUCCGUUUUUCUUUUUCCUUUUCUCCUUUUUCCGUUUUUCUUUUUCCUUUUCUCCUUUUUCCGUUUUUCUUUUUCCUUUUCUCCUUUUUCCGUUUUUCUUUUUCCUUUUCUCCUUUUUCCGUUUUUCUUUUUCCUUUUCUCCUUUUUCCGUUUUUCUUUUUCCUUUUCUCCUUUUUCCGUUUUUCUUUUUCCUUUUUCUUCUUUCUCUUUGUUGUUUUUCUGACCUCCUUGGAUUUAAUUUGGUUGGGCCAUUUGAUAUUCUUGCUGGCAAACACAAAAAGCUAAAUGGAAAAAACAGUAAAGGUCAUCUGCCAAAUUAUUUGCUCCAUUGGCGAUAUUACUUUGACCCUCCAGAAUUCCAGACAGUUAUUCAAGGAGAUGACCAGACACAGUUUCAUUUAGGCUAUUACAGGGAUGAUCCUUUGGAGUUACCUGUGUUUGUUGCUUCCAAUUCUGCCAAGGAAAGUUGUUUGAUUAAACCCUGUGGAGAGAAUUUGUUUGGUGCCAUCAACUGGUAUUUAGCUGAUCGACUCAAGUCCAAAAAACUAUCUACAAAAGAGAGAAAGGCUAUUAGUGAUCUUCAAACAAAACUGAUCCAUUGGUCUGAGGAGCGAAAUAUUUCCUUGAAAAUGCAAACUGCAGGCAUGACUGCAAGGAACAAAAAGGUGGUCUGCAAGACGUUCCAUGGAGCAGGAAUUGUUGUGAAACUGGAUCAGAAUAAAGUUGGUUACCGACCAGUACCGGAAUCGGCAGCCUCCCUUCGAAAAAUGUUCACAAAAAUUUGUUCGAGUCAGACAGAAAAUGAGAGAAACAAGAACUUUGAAGCCCUGGAGGAAUUACUGACUUUGGUUCAGUUUGCUAAUGAUGAAUGUGACUAUGGAGAAGGCCUGGAAUUAGGGCUUGCCCUUUUUUGCCAUGGAGGAAACGCCUUGCAUUCAGCCAUUCAACACCUCCUGCCUCUUGCUUACCAAUUACUUCAACGGACACAAUUCUCACAAAUCAUCACAGCACACCUGAAGCAGCGAAACAUUGACAUCCCUCCACAAAGUUUAAAUGAAUUGGAUUGA
Molecule: messenger RNA, 1902 nt
Organism: Acanthosepion pharaonis
Lineage: Eukaryota; Metazoa; Mollusca; Cephalopoda; Sepiida; Sepiidae
Source: the annotation of a GenBank genome assembly